CAAGUGAAAUUAUUUGUACUUAUCAACUGCUAGUUAAGAACUAUCUGUUUACUCAUAGAGAAGAAGAAAAAGAAAUCUAUCUGUCUACUGAUCGUUUGUUGUAUAUUUAGUCCUUUGCCUUUUUCCUCCCUUAGUUGCUAAGAUGCUUUAUUCUUCCAUUUUCCCUUUCAUCCAGGAAGGUUGACAUUAACCAACUAUGCUCUCUACUUUGAGUCUGGAAUGGGCUUAUAUGAUAAAGCAGUGCGGUUUGAUCUAGCAUCCGACUUGAAGCAGAUCAUUAAGCCCGAGCUAACUGGACCUUUAGGUGCUCGCCUCUUUGACAAAGCUGUUAUGUACAAGUCGUCAUCUAUGGUAGAUCCUGCAUAUUUUGAAUUUCCGGAAUUUAAAGGAAGUUCAAGACGGAACUAUUGGUUGGAUAUCUGUCUUGAAAUCUUCCAUGCUCACAAAUUUACUCGGAAGUAUAAUAUCAAAGAGGGUCAGCAGUUUGAAGCACUCGCUAGGGCUGUUCUUGGAAUUUACCGAUACAGGGCAGUAAGAGAGGCUUUUAAGGUAUCUUCUUCCAACUAUAAAACCCUACUGUGUUUUAACUUGGCAGAAAGUCUUCCUAGAGGAGAUGCGAUCUUGGAAACUUUAUCAAGUCGCUUGACACUCAUGAAAUCUGCCAGCAAUCAUCGUGGGUUAUUGGGUUCUCCUAGUGCAAGGAGACAGGUGAUACACCCAGUAUCACGGGUGUCACUUUGUAGACUUGGUAUUAUCUCAUGCAAGGAGGUUGACAUAAUUGGAGAAGCAACAAAUUUGGUUGGAGAUGUCUGUGUUGGUGAGAUAAAUCCUCUGGAAAAUGCUGUCAAGCAGUCAAUGAAGAACAUUGGAAGGGCUGAAGCUGCACAGGCAACAGUUGACCAAGUCAAAGUUGAAGGAAUUGAUACUAAUUUAGCUGUAAUGAAGGAGCUGCUUUUCCCUGUCUUCAAAUCAAUUAACCACCUUCAACAAUUAGCUUCGUGGAAAAAUCCAUGGAAGUCGAUGUUAUUUAUGGUGCUUAUAAGCUAUGUUAUAAUCAGGGGAUGGAUAAAGUACUCAUUGCCGGCGCUGUUAGUUGUGCUUGCAGUUAUCAUGCUCUGGCAUAGGAAUGCCGGAAAAGGGAGGCCAUUAGAACCACUAAAAAUCAUAGCUCCUCCUCCAAAAAAUGCUGUUGAGCAGCUUUUGUUAUUGCAAGAAGCUAUUAGUCAACUUGAGGCAUUAAUCCAAAGUGGCAACAUUGUUCUACUGAAAGUACGAGCUCUCAUUUUUGCUGCCCUUCCUCAGGCAACCGACAGGACAGCUCUUCUACUGGUGAUCAUGGCCUUGGCUUUUGCUUUUGUGCCACUAAAACAUUUGAUUCUUUUUGCUUUCUUGGAGUCUUUCACAACGAACAUGCCUCUCAGAAAAAUUAGCAGUGAAAGAGAUCUCCGACGGAUUAGAGAGUGGUGGAUCAGGAUACCAGCAGCCCCUGUGCAGCUUAUGAAACCUGAUGACAAGAAGACAAGAUGAGUAAAAUGAUUCAUCACAAUUAUCUUUAUAAACAAAUAUACUAUAAUUUCAAAAACCAUGAACGCUAGGAGUUUUCGAUUGAUGGCAUACAGUUUUAGCAUAAUUUCUAUUUUAGUCCUUGUGUUAUUUAGCUAAGCACAUUGGACGUUCAAUUGAAACAAAAUGUGUUUUCUUUAAAAAAUUACCCCCUUUAUACCAAAAUUGCCCAUAUUUUACUUUC
Molecule: messenger RNA, 1747 nt
Organism: Nicotiana tabacum (common tobacco)
Lineage: Eukaryota; Viridiplantae; Streptophyta; Magnoliopsida; Solanales; Solanaceae
Source: RefSeq, a predicted model, not a curated record